CUGACAGCGCGCGUAAUCAAAUCUCAACGAACGAGCCGGAGUAGCUAGCCACAACCAGUCGGCUGCUUUCUACUUUAUUGGUUACAACGGAAAUAUUGCCAUGAUCAAGCUGCUCGGACAGCCAGUGAAGUUCAGAGGCAUGCAUUUGUGGUUGACUUCAAUUAUUUGCAAUUCAAUGAUCUCCUCAGGAAUGCCAACGGCUGAAUGGACUUGGAGGAAAAACGCGUUCAAUAGGCCAAAGAUGGAAUAAAAGCGGAGUGUGUGUUCUGUCACCUUGUUGCCUUCAUUUUGUAUAACACCAUGUGCAUUUUUUGGUUAGCCUAUGUAUCGGUGCUUUUGCCGUGGUUACCCCACAUCUUUCCCCUUAGGAGCAGCGUGGCGUCCACGGUGGAUCCGGUUACGAAAGCUUUAGAAUAUGUCGAAGAGAUCGCCAGGCAGAAGGACAACUGUUCGUUCGGACCAUCGCUCGAUCUCCAGUACAACAAGCAGCGUUGGAUCCCGCAAGCCGAGGUUGCCAUCCACACUGCCAAUCUCUUGACGACCCUCUCCAGGACGGGUCCCCACAUCCGUGGUAUCCAUCCUGAAGACGAAGAUCUCCUCUACUCCAUUGUCCUUGCCAACGUCCAGAACUAUGACGACGUCUUUGGGUCGGCCAUCGCCUUCAAGACGAGUUUCUACCGCGACUAUCGCCGAUUCUGCCCGUACGCGUUCCGCGCCCCCGAUUCAAUCACUGCCAAGGACCUCUCAAUCGGAUACAACUACACAAUGGAGGAAACCGACUGGUUCCACAUUCCCUACAUGACCUACAGAAAUUACACCUUUGGUUUGAUGUCGACAGUGGGCUCUUCAUCGAUUAUUCAACCUACUAAUCCUAUUUUCUCGGCUGCGCCAGACAUUCCAUGCACAAGCUGCAACGUUAGCCGGUCUCCUGACAUGUUUGGUACCGACGUUGAUUCCACUCCAAGUCCUGGAGGUACUUUUACAGAGGAUAUCAUUCCCAACACUCUUACACCAAACCCUUACUCUCCCUUCAAUUCAACAGAUGUGUUCCCCUCGGGCAGCUCCGCGGUCACACAGAUACCCCAUGACGCCACCGAUUCACCGGAAACUGUCGCCACCGAUGCUACAAAAACUGGCACUUAUGCUCCUCAAGUCAACACUGCAAAUGCUGACAGUCUACCCGAAGUGAGUGAGGAUCCACCACCAGCGACACCCUCGCAGGUUCCCAUCCUGGACACCAUGAAGUUUGUUGAUAUCACCGACGGCUACUGGACCAAGCCUUACUUCGAUUGCGGUGGUGGGGACGUUUGGAUGGUGACUUUCUCAGUGCCUUUCUUCUGGUCCGACAUGAAUCCUUCUGUCUAUAACCCUUCAGGGAUAGACUUGUUUACCUUCGCAGGUGUGACGACCAUUGACAUUUCGCUGGACCAACUCGACAUAUACCAGUGUCCUUCAAAUGAUAGAGAGAACAGCGAGGACGGCGAAAUAUUCGAUCCCUUUGUAGACACGCAUAGAUGCAAGAAUACGACACAGUGCCUUCAUAUAUCCGGGCAGGGUUUCCAGCGCGGGGCAUACCUUUGCGAGUGUAAACCUGGCUAUUAUUUCCCUCCUGACGCGGUUUCUCAUACAGACGACAUCCAGUCUCCCGCUUUUUUAGGCAGAACAAUUGAGGAGGAGUACAAUAAGAAGGCCUAUGGAUUGGAGAAUGAAUACGACAGUGCCUUUGAUUGCCUGCCCUGUCAGCCAGGAUGUGACGAGUGUGACGAUGACAGUCCAUGCGUGGUCGAACCCAUUGCCAUCAUGCGGUGGUGCUUCGUCGCCGUCAACAUACUCUGUCUCGUUCUCCUCGUCGUGUUGGGGAUAUACACGUAUCGCCAUCGAGAGAUUCGGGUUUUUAAAGCAGCCAGUCCUGGUCUUCUGUACGUAAUUCUACUCGGAUCGGGGUUAUGCUACUGUGAGACUAUCAUAUCUAUUGCCGUUCCAUUAGGGAUAGUCUCGUGUCAAGGCCUACUUUGGUUUAGAUACCUUGGUUUCUGUCUUGCCUAUGGUGCUCUCCUGUUCAAAACAUGGAGGAUCACCAAAGUCUUCACAGUUCGAAGCGCCAAACCUGUGCGCAUAACGGACAACAAUCUCUUCUUGCGCAUCGGUAUCCUGCUGGCCAUUUUCGUAGUCUUUCUCUCAGCCUGGACUUUUCUUAGCCCUUCUGAGGUCGAGCAGAACUACAACCGAGCUGGUCUCAAGUACUUCGAAUGCUCACAAAAUGCAUGGAAUUAUGUAGGCCAAGCAGGAGAACUACUCCUUCUAGCUUGGGGGAUGUACCUGUGUUUCAAAGUCAGGAAAGCGCCCUCGUCGUUUAACGAAUCAAGAUACAUCAGCGUUUCCAUCUACAACGAAGCCCUCAUCAGUAUUUUUGGAGGAAUUGUUUCGUUUGUGAUCCCCGCUGAGUUAUCAGGCCCUGAUACUCUUCUCAUUGUCAAUUUCUGUCGUCUUCAUGCAACAUUUACCGUAAUGGUGGCUCUCCUCUUCGUAUCAAAGAUUGUUCUCUUCUACAAGACCAAUACGGACAAGAAGAAGACGGGGGAUAGGAGGAGUCAAAUUGUUUUUACCAUCGAUAACUCUAGUGUGACCAUCGACUUUUCUCGCGAAAAUCCGGAUGUUUCGGAAGAAUUGAGUCGACUGAGGAAUGAGCUGGUUGACAUCAAAGAAAUCGCCAAGCUUGUGCCGGUCGACCCGUCCAUCAUCAACCGCUACAAGCUUGCCAUCACCAGUUUUAGCACCAAAAGGGAUUCAAGCGGUACGGCAUCACCCUCGUCUGUGUAUCACUCUCGGAGUGACAUCAUUGCGCAUGAGCAUGUACCGGAAGCCACCAGCGGGACGAGCACGCCACCGUUCUUGAAGAAAGGUCAGAAGACGGGGGCCAAUGGUAUAGCCAAAAUGUUUCUGAAGUCUUUGGGUAGCACGUCCUCAACGGGGACGUUUAGUGUGUCGGUCGGGAGUCUUAAAGUAGAUUCAAAGGGUGGGAUUGAUGCUGGGACCGCCCAAACGUUUGUUCUUAGAAAUGAAGGAGGGGUGAUCAUUGACGACAACGACGGCGAUAAUGACGAGGCAGGGAUUGGUGAAGUGAGACAUUGUCCAAAAAGUUUGAACAAAGAAAGCACACUCGAAGAAGUCGGGGGACAUUGGUCUGGAGUUAGCGGUUGCGUCGACGAGCCUUUCAACGACACGGUUCUAGCAACUGUUCAUGAAAUGGACAACAAAACUAUCUCGUUUGCAUCAGGGACACCGAGUGACCAUGCGGAGCUUAAAAGAACACCUCAAGGAGAUGAUAUAGAGCAGGAAAGCAUGUCGCCUCUCGAAAUAUUUGCCUCAGUGCUUGUCGAAAGGAUACUCAAAGACAGCAUCAACCUUGCCGAAAACUACUCAAACGAAAAUUCAAUCUCUUCAAAGCAAACUUUUUAAUAAGCAUUCAGUUGGAGCUGGUGCCUGGUGCCAAAGUCGAAACAUCGAGAUAGUUUAUGAAUGUGAUGAUAUCGAUGAUGAAAGUGGGCAACAGAAUUAUAAAAGAACAACCGUCAUUUGAAUUUCAUGAAUACCUGCGAAUUAGUCGUCCCAAGAAAGUUUAAUUACCUCAAACGCCAGUCAUUCCAAGGAAUGUUUUUUUACACAUGUAAUUUUCUAUGCGCUUUAUAUACGACACUGCUCUCACAUGGAGCAUAAUAGACCGCGCAAUGACGCAUCGUGCCUAACGAACAUAAGGGGCCGUUUCACACGAGGCGUUAUUUCCACUGCGUCAUUCACCGACAUUCAUGCGCAUAAACUCACAUGUCCAGGCACCAAUCUUUAGGCUCAACCCUUUGAAAGAGGGUUUGAUGGCCUAGCGCAAGAUUUCGUAUUAUUCUUUCUUGUUGUAAUCAUUUUGAAGAAAACACAAGUACCCCUACUAGACAAUCAGAUCAAUUUCAUCUGCCACAGACC
Messenger RNA from Strongylocentrotus purpuratus (purple sea urchin), 3975 nucleotides. RefSeq lists its product as uncharacterized. Gene Ontology annotation, biological process: G protein-coupled receptor signaling pathway. The transcript has 11 exons. The record is from RefSeq and is a predicted model, not a curated record. Gene Ontology annotation, molecular function: G protein-coupled receptor activity. Gene Ontology annotation, cellular component: membrane. Bases 301 to 3459 code for a protein of 1052 amino acids. Lineage: Eukaryota; Metazoa; Echinodermata; Echinoidea; Camarodonta; Strongylocentrotidae.